This is a messenger RNA of Brugia malayi, 534 nucleotides long. RefSeq lists its product as uncharacterized. The coding region runs from base 1 to 534 and encodes 177 amino acids. The transcript has 4 exons. The record is from RefSeq and is a predicted model, not a curated record. NCBI's taxonomy places the organism in Eukaryota, Metazoa, Nematoda, Chromadorea, Rhabditida, Onchocercidae.
AUGAACUUUGCAAUAAUUAUAGUGUUGACACUGUUUAAAAUACAAUUUGGUUCACUGCGAAAUCUGCCUUCGAAGCCAAUAGACUUUACAAACGACUGUUUGGUUUAUCGAAAAGUUAACGGAACAACCAGAAAAUGGGAUUAUGAUGAAUGCACGAUCGGCAAUAGUUGUUGUUUUUCGGCUAUUACUAUAGAUCAGUCAGGGAAAUUUAUCGUUGAAGCAGGUGGUUGUCAAAAUGAUUUUCAAUCAUUCGUACGGCAACAGGCGGGCAUUCUAGUUCAUCCAAUUGAUCGUUUACCUUUUAUAGGACAAUUCAGUGAUGAAAAAAUCACCGAGUACUGUGAGUUUGAAAUGUGUCUCGCAAGUGCGAUACCAAAUAAUCAUUGGCGAAUUUGCGCAUGUCAUGAAGAUAAAUGCAAUGAAGGUGGUGUCGAUGAAAUGUUAAAAAAGUACAUGGCUGUUAAGCCUUGGGAGACGAGCACUCUUUCACUGAAUCUGUUCAAUCCUGACAUUGAAAUUCUAUUUAAUGGUUAA